CAGCUACUACUCGAGCUGACUGAUCUACUCUCCAAGGACCGCACUCCGCUCUCCACCAACCUGAUCCCACCCAACCGGCCCGUAAGUGUGUUGGAGCCGCCCACUCAGCGAGCACUCACUCACUUCAGCAUGAUCACCCACGGCUUCGGCGUGCCCACAAUGCUGUCUUCAUUGAAUACUCUGCUGGCCGUGGUGGCCGAUUGUCUAAAGAGCUUGGAGAAGGAGACUUCAGCUGGACAGACGAACCUCGACAACCACAUGGCACAACUACAUGCACAGCCUUACACUCAGGGGCAUGUGCACACUCACUCCCAUUCACACACCUCUCCGCUGCAUCCACAACAUCUGAUGCCGAGUAAUGGCGGCGGUAUCGCUGCUACUGGGGGCAACGGCGUAGUCACCCUCCAGACGGACAGCCUUUCGGCCGCAGGAAACCCAGGCAACGAGGCCCGUCUUCAGGUGACUGGGCAGCAUAAUGGAGCCGGUGUAACGUCCGGACUGGUUGCUGGGAUCAGCUCAGUCUCAAGGCGCCCGGGAGUCUGGAGAACGAGUCACUGGGGCCAAGAGACGACUUAA
Messenger RNA from Protopolystoma xenopodis, 576 nucleotides. Lineage: Eukaryota; Metazoa; Platyhelminthes; Monogenea; Polystomatidea; Polystomatidae. The record is from the annotation of a GenBank genome assembly.